This is a messenger RNA of Cylicocyclus nassatus, 267 nucleotides long. The record is from the annotation of a GenBank genome assembly. NCBI's taxonomy places the organism in Eukaryota, Metazoa, Nematoda, Chromadorea, Rhabditida, Strongylidae.
AUGCUGUGUUAUGGUCCUGUCGCAUGGUGGGAGAAGAUAGUCGUGCAGCUCAUUGUCCUGGGUGCUAUGUUUUUCUAUCUGGAUCUGAUAGAGAAGGCGCUGAACUUGCUGUUGGAGUACUUAUCUCGCAAGUUUGAACAUAGAUCUUCGAAAAUCGCAGGGAAUCUAACACUGCGCGUGCGUCCUGCAAAGUCGCGCUCGCAUGCUGCGAAAUCGAGGAGCGAUAAGGUCGUCGUCAUUGAUGAACAGGCUCGUCCGCUGCCCUAA